CUGAGCCGAAGUGGGGCGGGGCCGCCGGAGCAGUAGGUGCAGAGGCUUGGUCGCGACAGGUGCGCCAGGCAGAGCGCCCGAACCUGUGACAGGACUGGUAGCAGGCAGAGAAAAGACGGUGCUUAGCCAGGUAUUUCAGUAUCUGUAGACAAGAUGGAAUCAGCUCCAUUUAAUAGACGGCAAUGGACUUCACUAUCAUUGAGGGUAACAGCCAAAGAACUUUCACUUGUCAACAAGAACAAGUCAUCGGCUAUUGUAGAAAUAUUUUCCAAGUACCAGAAAGCAGCUGAAGAAACAAACAUGGAAAAGAGGAGAAAUAACACUGAAACUCUCCCCCAGCACUUUAGAAGGGGGACCCUGACUGUGCUAAAGAAGAAGUGGGAGAACCCAGGACUGGGAGCAGAGACCCACACAGACUCUCUUCGCAGCAUCAGGGCUGAGAUCAGGCACAGAGUCGACCAUCCUUCUGCUGAAGUGACAAGCAACACUGCUUCUGGAGCCCAGGCUGGUCAAGAGGAACAGAUUCACCCCAAACCUAAAUUGGGGUCAUCUCCUGAAGCUCCCAUUCAGUCUCGGAAUCCCCGCAUCAAGGACAGUGAGGAUCUUAAAGACCGCACAACAGAAAGUAAAAAAAUGGAAAAUUGUCUGGGAGAAUCCAGGCAUGAAGUAGAAAAGUCUGACAUCAGUGAAAACACAGAAGCUUCAGGCAAAAUAGAGAAAUAUAAUGUUCCCCUGAACAGGCUAAAGAUGAUGUUUGAGAAAGGUGAACCAUCUCAAACCAAGAUUCUUCGGGUGCAAAGCCGAAGUGCAGGUGGAAGAAGGAUCUCUGAAAAUAACUAUUCUCUGGAUGACUUGGAAAUAGGCCCAGGACAGUUAUCAUCUUCAUCAUUCAACUUGGAGAAAAAUGAAAGUAGGCGAAAUCUGGAACUCCCACGCCUCUCAGAAACUUCCAUAAAGGAUCGAAUGGCCAAGUACCAGGCAGCUGUGUCCAAACAAAGCACUUCAACCAGCUAUGCAAAUGAGUCGAAAGCUAAUAGUGGAGAAGUCAAAAUUCAUAAAUUGGAGCAAAAGGAGAAUGUGCCCCCAGGCCCUGAGGUCUGCAUCUCUCAUCAGGAGGGACAAAAGGUUUCUGCAACUGAGAAUAGUCCAGCAAUUCGUUCCACCCUUCCUGAAGAUGACUCCCGUAAGCAUAUGUUCUUAAACCUGCUGGGUAACUUCCAGGUUAAGAGUGAAGUCCAACAGCCUGUCCAUCCCAAGCCACUAACUUCGGAUGCCACAGCCUCCAGCCUUCCUGAAAAUUCUCCUCCCAAAGCAGUGAAGAAGUUUCAGGUGCCUGCCAGAGAGACCUGCGUGGAAUGUCAGAAGACAGUCUACCCGAUGGAGCGUCUCUUGGCCAACCAGCAGGUGUUUCACAUCAGCUGCUUCCGUUGUUCCUAUUGCAACAGUAAACUUAGUCUAGGAACAUAUGCAUCUUUGCAUGGGAGAAUCUACUGUAAGCCUCACUUCAAUCAACUCUUCAAAUCUAAAGGCAACUAUGAUGAAGGUUUCGGGCAUAGACCACACAAGGAUCUGUGGGCAAGCAAAAGUGAAAACGAAGAGACUUUGGAGAAAUCAGCCCAGUUUCCAAAUGCAAAGGAGACCCCUCAGAGCCCAGGAGUAGAAGAUGCCCCCAUUGCUAAGGUAGGUGUGCUGGCUGCAAGUAUGGAAGCCAAGGCCUCCUCUCAGCAGGAGAAAGAAGACAAGCCAGCUGAAACCAAGAAGUUGAGGAUUGCCUGGCCUCCCCCAACUGAACUUGGCAGUUCAGGAAGUGCCUUGGAGGAAGGGAUCAAAGUAUCUAAGCCCAAAUGGCCUCCUGUGGAUGAAAUAAGCAAGCCUGAAGCUCUUGAAGACGUGGAUCUGGAUCUGAAGAAGCUAAGACGAUCUUCUUCACUGAAGGAAAGAAGCCGCCCGUUCACAGUAGCAGCUUCAUUUCGAACCACUUCUGUUAAGAGCCCAAAAUCUUUGUCCCCCCCUAUCAGGAAAAGCUGGAGCAUGUCAGAGCAGAGUGAGGAGUUUGCAGGAGGAAUACUAUCAGAGAGGGAACAAGUGGAAAAUGCCCAGGUCACCAAGAAGAAUGAGAAUAUGGGAAAAACAACCUGGCAAAACAAGGAAUCUAAAGAAAGAGAGGAAGGGAAUAGUAAGGAGGUUCAUAGUUUUGAAAUGGGGAAUGAGAACUCUGUACAAAAUGGUGCAAACUUAGAUGAGAAUGAUAGCAACUUCCUCAAACAGCAGUCGCCACUAGAACCAAAGUCUCCAAAUUGGUCCAGCUUUGUAGACAACACUUCCACUAAAGAAUUCACUACUCAGAAUCAGAAAUCCCAGGAUGUGGGAUUCUGGGAGGAAGAGGUGGUCAAAGAGCUCUCUGUAGAAGAACAGAUAAAGAGAAAUCGGUACUACGAUGAAGAUGAAGAUGAAGAAUGAUAAAUUGCAAUGGUGCUUGGCCUUAAAUUCACGUUAGUGAGCCACUGCCCUUUAUCCAAGUGUGAUACACAUAAAUAGGUAUUUUAGCAUGAAAUGUAAUUUAUAUGGAAAUAACUUUGGAAAGGAGUUCCAGCUUCAAAAAAAAAAAUUUCAAAUGCUACAGAUAAUAUUACUUAAAUCUUCCAGUUUAGCAGUAAAUGAUAGGCAUAAGUGCUUUAAGGUCUUAAAAGUGGAGAGAUAUUCCAACUGAUAUACCCCAGAUUCCACUGUAUUCCCAAAAGGCAAUAUUAAAGUAGAUAGAUUAUUAGUAGUACAUUGUUACACUACGAAUACUGAAUUAGAGAACCUAUAGAAAGAAUUUAGGGGCCUAAAGAUUAGGAUUGAAUGCACUUUAGUAUAAAGGGCACAGUUUGUAUAUUUUUAUCAAUUUAAUUUUUUAGUAUUCAUCUGUUAAGAGAUCAAAUUUUUAAUCUUUUAAAAAAAAUUUUUAGGUUAUAUAGCAACAAGAAUGUUCAAAAAAAUUUGUAGGUUAAUUUUCUUACUCUGAUAUAUACAUAUAGGGAAUUUAUUGCUUUUCAUCCUAUUCUCUAAAUCACAUCCUAAACUGAAUUUUUGAGGUAUAGGACAGCCAUCUUUUCUGAGCACAUUUGGAAGCAAUUGAAGAACCAAUCCAUGUGCUUUGGUGCUUGGAGAGAAACACUGUCCCCUAAAUAAGCUAUGGUAUUUGCCAGUGAGUUUGACUACACCCCAAGCGAUUGCUUUCUUUUCUGGUGGCAUACAUGCUUCUCAUAAUUGACUGAAAGCUACAAUGUGUUAAGACCUUUGGGAUCACUUUCCCAUGCUCCAUGUCAGAGCAAAGUGAGGAGUUUAAAGGAGGAAUAACAGAAAGAACCUCCUUCCACCACUUGAAUUCAAACUUCUGAACCCUGUAUCCCACUUCUGAUGUCCCCUGAGACACUAAUUUUUAAAUAUUUACCAGCUCUGAAAUAUACUGAUUUUUAUGGCAGGCUGUGAAAUUAAAACAAUUAUAGGCCUUUUUCUUGGGAUGGUUUUUCUAAUAUUAGGCUUUGGAACAUUAUAAAUUUGAACACAUUUGUACAUAAUUGAUAUUACAAAUUGUAUGUAUGGGAAGGAGAGGUGUUUUAAGCCAUAGGCUUUUCUUUGUACUGCAUUUAUAGAGAUGUAGCUCUAAUAUAUUGUAGAGAUGUAAAAUAUUUUGCUUCCUUAGUCUUGCUUAGUCUGAAACAUUUUUAUUCAAUAAAGCUUUUAAUUAAAAUUUGAA
Messenger RNA from Nycticebus coucang (slow loris), 3742 nucleotides. It is a transcript of the gene LIMA1, whose product is annotated as LIM domain and actin binding 1. Gene Ontology annotation, molecular function: actin filament binding. NCBI's taxonomy places the organism in Eukaryota, Metazoa, Chordata, Mammalia, Primates, Lorisidae. Gene Ontology annotation, cellular component: plasma membrane; actin cytoskeleton. Gene Ontology annotation, biological process: actin filament bundle assembly. The record is from RefSeq and is a predicted model, not a curated record. The transcript is spliced from 11 exons. The coding region runs from base 154 to 2460 and encodes 768 amino acids.